CAUGCGCAGUGAGCGGGGCCCUGCGGGAGGAGGUGUGGACACUAACUGUUGCUCUUGGUGGGGUGUGCAUCAGCAAAAAUGGCGCCGUCCAGCAGUUCCUUGCUAACGUUAAUAGUACUGCUGCUGGUAUGUGCAACUCCGGGAAUCCAGGGACUGUGGAGACAAGUGAGGAUCAUCACGGACAAGAACUGGAAGGAGCUCCUGGAAGGAGAAUGGAUGAUUGAGUUUUAUGCUCCAUGGUGUCCUGCUUGUCAGAACCUUCAGCCAGAGUGGGAAGAUUUUGCAAAAUGGGGGGAAGAUCUUGGGGUUAAUAUUGCAAAAGUGGAUGUCACAGAGCAGCCAGGUCUCAGUGGUCGGUUUAUCAUAACUGCACUUCCUACUAUCUACCACUGUAGAAAUGGAGAAUUUAGAAGAUAUCAAGGCCCCAGGACUAAAGAGGACUUCAUAAAUUUCAUAAGUGACAAAGAGUGGAAAAGUAUUGAACCCGUUUCUUCGUGGUUUGGGCCAGGUUCUUUUCUGAUGAGCAGUAUGUCGGCUCUUUUUCAGCUAUCUAUGUGGAUUAGGACUUGCCAUAACUAUUUUACAGAAGAUCUUAAAAUGCCAGUUUGGGGAUCCUAUGCAAUUUUUGCCUUAGCAACUCUCUUCUUAGGCCUUAUAUUAGGACUUAUUAUGGUAUUUGUGGCAGACUUCCUUUGUCCUUCAAAAAAAAAUAAAUCACAGCAAUAUCCCUAUUCAAAAAAAGUCCUGCCAGAAUCUGCCCAUCUUUUUAAAAAAUUGGAACAAGAACAAGAGGCAGAUGAAGAAGAUCAUUCAGAUGAUGAAUUGGAGAACCAUUCAUCAAGAAAAGACUUUUCACAGACUGCAAUGAGACAGCGCAUUGUCAAUCCUGUUUCAGUAGUGGAUAAAUUUUAGUUUGUUCUUAGUUAAUUUAAAAGUUACUGUUUUGACAAAACUAUGAAGAAUGAUAAUUAACUUUUUGGUUUAAAAUAACUGACAUGUACAUUUGUAGCAAUUAGAUAUUUUUAAACAGUUUACCUUUUUAAAAAAAUAAUAUUGUCAGCUGGAAUGGAAAGCUAAAAUAGACUUUGAAAAUAGUUUGAUGGCUCACCCAGUUCCUCAAAAUAGAAAAACCUGAUUUCAAACAAUUUGAUAGAUGUCUCUUUUUCUUUAAUUAUAAUUUAUUAUUUAAGUGUAAAUUGAAAAUUAUAGGUCCACUGUAUUACCCUUUGGGUUAUUUAAAGAGUUUAUGCUAAUUAGUUUCAUUUUAAGAGAAAACAUUCAUUAUUUAUGUAAAACUCAGUUUCAUUCUUGGAAAAAAAUUAAGCAAAACUCUUCACCUUAAGUGAGAAUUUUUCUUAGUGUCUUGUAAGAAAAUAUAUUUCACAAUAAACUUUGAUCUUUUAUAGUGAUGUAGGCCUAAUUUUGCUCAUAUCUAUGUUAAUGUUAAUAAAAGUGAUUGCUUUUAAUUAUACUACUUUCUAUACAUGAUAACAAUUAACAAUAGAAACUUAGCAAUCAUAAAUUCCAUUUUUAUAAUGUCUUAAUUUACCCUAACGUCAACAAUCAUGGCUUUUUUUUUUUUUGUUAUUUUAUGUAAAGUUAAAAUACUCCCUUCUGCACAAAAUCUAUUUAUUUGCACAUUUUCUUAUAUCUUAAAUUUUAUUUUAACUCCAUUACUUUUCUCAGAAUGAAUCAGUUCAUUUCCUAUGACUUUAAAGAUCGAUUUUCUUAGUCAGUGAUCCUGUGAUCUUUUGGAAGUGAAGUAAACAUUUUUCAUAUUAUUUGGGAUUUGAACAAUUAUUAUUGUAGAAAAACAGUAUUUUGAAUUUCAGAUGAUUCAGGAAUUACCAUAGAAAAAUCUUUUUAUAAAUGUAUUUUUAAAAAAGAAAAUUUGCUUUUGUGCAAAUGAAAAUAUUGAAAUAUGCAUAAAAUUUUAGCAUUGUCUAUUGAUAAUUGAUAAUCACUCAAGCAGUCUUUUCGUUCAAUUAAAUUACUUUUGAUAAAAAAAUAAAAAUUGCUGAUAAUUUGAUAUCCAAACUACUUCAAAGCAAACAACUUUUUAAAUUUUAAAGUAUUCAAAAAAUAUUUUAUAACAUUUAGCUAUUUAAUAAUUAGGAAUUAGUGGUAGCUAGCCAAAAAAGCUCCCAAACCCAAGAUUCUCUACUCAGAUUGGAAAAAAGCAUUUUAUAUCUAGUAACUUUGAUAUAUUUUUUGUCUUCGUUAAAGAAAAAUUUUAAUUCAUUUUUUGCCAAGUUUAAUAUAUUUUGUCAGAGGGUUUUUAAAAUAACAUUUCCAAGUUUUUGAAAAAAAGAGCUAUACUCAUACUUUAGAGAGUUGGGAACCUAGAAAAUGUGACUUGGAAAUAAAGAUACAGGGAAGACUAAAACUCAUUGUGAUAAACCACCAGAGAAAAAUACCUUGAGUUUUUUCAAAAACAAUCUUUUUUUUCAUAUGCUUACAGUAUCUCCUUUCUUUAUAUAGUCCUAAUAUGAACUCACUAAUUUUUUGUUUAAUAUUGUUUAAAAGGAUUUUCUUCUAAAAUAAUGAAUAUUCACAAACUAAAGCCUCCUGAAUUUCAAAAAUGACCUAAUAUUUGAUGUGACACUGUGUUUAAAAAUUUGUUUAAAAAAACAAAAAACCUGUCUACAAAUUUUUCUAAACAAAUGAAAUUUUUUUAUUUGUAUACUAACAAAAUAAAGCUACUGGAUUUGUAUUUGUAUGAAAUGUUCAAAGUAAUAUGCAUUUAUAUUUGUUGGGAAAUGGUUAUUUUGUUUUUUAAUUACAUCCUAUUUUUGGAUGGUAGUUUUUUUUUUUCCUUUGUAAACCAUUUUGUUCUUAAUGAUGGCCUGGUGAAAGGGUGCAAGAUAGUUGGUUAUAGUUAAAUCUUUACUUUAUAAUGAUUAGAAUCAUCAUUACUGUAGAAUGGAAAUAGCUUUAUUUUUCUUGAUCUUGUCCCUACUAAGAGAAAUCAACUUCACAGCUGACCAUGAUUUUUAAAAGCUAUGUUCUUUGUUUUGUCUCUGAUAUUUUUAUAUUUUCCAAAUAAUUUUAUGCUAACUGCAUUAUCUUAAUAUUUUAAAAUUAAAUUUUAUUUCGUUUUUU
Sarcophilus harrisii (Tasmanian devil) is the source of this 3102-nucleotide messenger RNA. It is a transcript of the gene TMX1, whose product is annotated as thioredoxin related transmembrane protein 1. The transcript is spliced from 8 exons. The coding region runs from base 79 to 912 and encodes 277 amino acids. The record is from RefSeq and is a predicted model, not a curated record. NCBI's taxonomy places the organism in Eukaryota, Metazoa, Chordata, Mammalia, Dasyuromorphia, Dasyuridae.